Molecule: messenger RNA, 1449 nt
Organism: Coniosporium apollinis CBS 100218
Lineage: Eukaryota; Fungi; Ascomycota; Dothideomycetes
Exons: 1
Coding region: 1-1449 (482 amino acids)
Biological process (GO): chromatin remodeling
Cellular component (GO): nucleus
Molecular function (GO): histone demethylase activity
Source: RefSeq, a predicted model, not a curated record
AUGUGUGUACCCGGGAUUCACUGGCCGUACGCCUACCAAGCUGGACACACAUUCGGCGCGCCUUUCACUAUGCAUAUUGAGGAUUAUUGGCUACUCUCAGUCAACUACCUCUAUACAGGAGAGAAGAUUUGGACUACAGUGUCGUCAGAGAACGGCCACCUCUUCGAACAGAAGCUUAAAGCAACCAACGGCUCUCUCUACUCAUCCGACUGUGCGCAAUUUCUACGCCACUCUGCAACAUACAUUUCACACAAGACACUUGAGGAAUGGGGCAUCCCCUACAGUCUUGUCCAUCAGAAUCCUCAUGAGGUUAUCAUAACCUUUCCUCGGGCUUACCACGAGGGGUUCAGCGCCGGUUGCACGAUCGCAGAAGCCGCCAAUUAUGCCGAUGCGAGCUGGAACUUCGAUGGCUAUCGUGAUUGCGAGACACAGAGUUGUCCUGCUGGGUUUAUCGAACGUGAAAUGAUGUGUUGGCGGGGGGAGGAUGAAGAGCAGCAGGAGCAAGAGGAAGACAUGAAUGGCGAGGAGGACGAGGAUGAGGAGGAGAGAAACGAUAGCUACAAUAGUACUGACAAUGACAACGACUAUAAAGCAAGUGGUGCACGAGACAAGAAAACACUUAAGAGGCCGGCAGAGAGAGGUGUUGUUGGGCAAGGAAUGAGACUGAGACAAGGGGCGGAUGGCGUCUCGAGUAAGCCGACAUCUAAGGGGAAGGGACACAAGAGAAAAUCGAAUGACCAUGGGAUGGGGAUCGAAAGCAGCAAGCGAUCCAAGAAGUGCCUACCGUUCGAUGCUAACAGUUCCAAGUUUUUCGAGGAAUUGCAACACAUCCCCCAAAGCAGCAUUCAAUCAGCCGAAGUCUACCAAACGUUCGUCAAACGCAGCAAUAGCGAAGACGAAAAUGGGCUGUGGCUGCUGACUCGUCUCUUCUUUGCAAUCGCCAGCCCUGAUGCAUUCUUUCAACUACGGGAUGCCUGCAGUAGCGUCCGGAGAAAGGCGGAUGUUACAGUCCCUCAACACAUCAACACUGUUGCACAGACUGUAGAAGCCCUCGAUAGCUUGGAGACGGCGGCUUCCACAAACGCAAUCCUUCGACGGUAUCACUUGACACGUCUUGUUGAACAUCGCAAUGAACGGGAGAAUCAACAUAGAAUCGAAAGACCGGAGCGGGUAAUACGAAGCCUAAGUAAGACUGUGAAGCAGCAAGAAGGUUUCGGACGCGCGUCGUCAAUGGCCUUGGCUGAUAUCAUGGCGGAGGCUUAUCCUGGGCUGAAGCAACCUUCAAAGCAGAGAACAGCGCCGAAUGCUGAGUAUCAGAGAAGAUAUAAAAUUCUUAAGAACAGACUUUGCAGCGGACGGAACUGGGAUCUGAUGCAGCAGAGAUUUUCACCGGGCAUCCUUGCUUUAGUGCCAACUGGCGGCGAUUACGGGAUCCAAAACUACGAGUAA